GGCCACUGGCCCCCUGUUUGGCUGGUCCAGAGCAUCGUUCGCGCUGCAGCUGCCUGCCCAGACGCGCGCCCCCCGCGCCUUGCCCCCCAGGAUGAGGAGGAGGGCCCGGCGCGGCCCGGCUCGCCAGGCUGCUGUGUCCUUUGCUGACGUCACGGUCCAGUUUUCCCCGGAGGAGUGGGCGCUGCUGUUGGAGUCGCAGAGGGAGCUCUACCGAGACGUGACAAUGGAAAACUACGCCAGCCUCGCUUUCCUAGGCCUCGUGUCUGCCAAACCGGCCCUUGUUUCCAAGCUAGAGCAAAGGCAGGAGUUGUACGAAGAGGACUGGCAAUGGGAUGCUCCAAGCCUGACCCAAGGAGUUAGGAAAGGUGCUGGACCCUCGAGCAAGUCACCAAGUGCGGCCUCUGGGAUCAUCAGACGAUCCACACGGGGAAGGUCUCCAGAUCCCUCCCACAGAAGUCUAAAGGAAAAAGAUGCUCAGAAGGCAUCGCCCCACCUGCCCAGAAACAAUCCAGCACAAGAAGAGAACCAAAGGGUGAUGCCAAAGGGGCGCUACACAUGCAACAUCUGUGGGAAAGACUUUAGCUAUCGAGGAAACCUCUGUGCUCACAAGAAGAUCCACAUGGGGGUGAGACCGUUCGAGUGCCAGGAGUGCGGGAAGAAGUUCAGUCGUAGCGGGCACUUAAUGACGCACAAGAGGACCCACACGGGGGAGAAGCCCUUUCAGUGCAAGGACUGCGGGAAGCGGUUCAGCCAGACGGCAAAUCUCUACACGCACGCCAUCGUCCACUCGGGAGAAAAGCCUUUCAGGUGCUCCGAGUGCGGGAAAAUGUUCACCCACAAAUUCUCCUUCACUAUGCACCAGAAGCUCCACGCGGGAGAUAAGCCAUACCAGUGUGACACGUGUGGGAAAAGCUUUGUUUGCAAGAAAACCCUUCGAAACCAUAAGAAGUGCCACCUUGACCCUCAGCCGUGUGUUCAUUGCGGGAAGACCUUCAGGUCCCAGGGGAGCUUGAAGGUGCACCUGCGUGUCCACACAGGAGAGAAGCCUUUUGUGUGUGACAAGUGCGGGAAGGGCCACACCACCAGGGUCAUGCUGAAGUACCACUUGAAUAGGUUCCACGAAAAAGAGCCCCUCCACUGCUGCAGCCAGUGCAACAAAAGCUUCUGGCAGAAGCGCUCGCUCAAGGCCCACCAGACAAUCCACAGCGGCGAGCGGCCCCAUAAGUGUGCAGAGUGCGGGAGCAGCUUCCGCCGCAAGAACACACUCAAGAAGCACGCGAGGACCCACACGGGCGAGAAGCCCUUUGCCUGCGCCGAGUGCGGGAAAUGUUUCGCCACCAAUUGCAGUCUCCGGGAUCAUCAGACGAUCCACACGGGGGAGAAACCGUUCAAGUGCAGCUACUGUGAGAAAAGUUUCCGGAACAACCGGAUGUGCCAGGAUCACGAACGGGUUCACACACGGCACCGGCCCAAGUGCAAGAAGUGUGGGAAGCAGCUGCGCACGGUGAGAGAGCUCAUGAUACACAUUAGAGUCCACACGGGGGUGAAGCCAUUUGAGUGCCCCUGCUGUGAAAAGCGUUACCACCGGAAAAACGAUUUGGUAAAGCAUAUGAAGACCCCUUGCAACGAGUAAACCCACCAAGGCUGGGCGCUGGACAGGAGCAGCAUCUUCUGUGUAACAGAUAAAUGUAUUACCUCUAACAGUAUUUUUGGUGGGGUAAGGCUGUAAUCCUUUAGAGCUGAUUUCCUCAACCUGCUGCCCCCCAGAUGUUGCUGGCUGAGGUUGAUUGGCACUAUAGUCCAAAACCGUCUGGAAAGCCCCAAGUUGGGAAGACAUACAUACACCCAGGCAAGUGCCAAUGAAUUUAUUGGGACCACUGAACUGAAAAAGGACUGCUCUCGAAAUCUUACAAAGGUGUUUACCCACCUCCACCCCUUUCUGGGUUGGUGGUGUAAUUUGAUCCUCUAUAUUUUCAUUUUGUUUUGAAGAUGGAAUAAUUUGCUUUUCCAAAUAAAUGGUGUUUGAUAACUGUGUGCCUUUAUCAUGCACGAAGUGUGUCCUUUGUUAGUUUUACAUGCUUUCUUGAAUAAAAAAUCAUUUGCA
This is a messenger RNA of Rhineura floridana, 2104 nucleotides long. RefSeq names its product gastrula zinc finger protein XlCGF26.1-like. The record is from RefSeq and is a predicted model, not a curated record. Gene Ontology annotation, biological process: regulation of transcription by RNA polymerase II. The transcript is spliced from 4 exons. Lineage: Eukaryota; Metazoa; Chordata; Lepidosauria; Squamata; Rhineuridae. The coding region runs from base 92 to 1633 and encodes 513 amino acids. Gene Ontology annotation, cellular component: nucleus. Gene Ontology annotation, molecular function: RNA polymerase II cis-regulatory region sequence-specific DNA binding; DNA-binding transcription activator activity, RNA polymerase II-specific.